Messenger RNA from Thermothelomyces thermophilus ATCC 42464, 525 nucleotides. RefSeq lists its product as uncharacterized. Gene Ontology annotation, cellular component: cytoplasm; nucleus. The record is from RefSeq and is a predicted model, not a curated record. The transcript is spliced from 3 exons. NCBI's taxonomy places the organism in Eukaryota, Fungi, Ascomycota, Sordariomycetes, Sordariales, Chaetomiaceae. Bases 1 to 525 code for a protein of 174 amino acids. Gene Ontology annotation, molecular function: AMP kinase activity; ATP binding; ATP hydrolysis activity.
AUGUCGCGCACCCUCCCCAACAUCAUCAUCACGGGCACGCCCGGCACCGGCAAGACAAGCCACAGCGAGCUACUUGCCGAGCGCACGGGGCUCAAGCACAUCUCUAUCAACGAUGUGGUCAAGGACCGCGAGUGCCACGAAGGUUGGGACGACGAGUAUCAGAGCUGGAUUGUGGAUGAGGACAAGCUGCUCGACGCUAUCGAAGAGGAGGUCAAGCAGGGCGGGUGCAUAAUAGACUGGCACGCGUGCGACUUGUUCCCCAAGAGCUGGAUCGACCUGGUCGUGGUGCUGCGAGUGGAUACGGCGACGCUGUAUGAUAGGUUGACAGCGAGGAAAUACCCCGAGGUGAAACUCCAAGAGAAUAUCGACUCGGAGAUCAUGGAGGUUUUGCUUCAGGAAGCCAAGGAGUCGUAUGAUGAGGAAAUUGUGGUCGAGCUGCAGAGCAUAACCGCUGAUGAGAUGGAGAGCAAUGUCGAGAGAAUUGAGCAGUGGUUGGAGCAAUGGAAAAAGGACAAUGCCUCAUGA